AUGUCCAUCUUGAUCACCACCUAUGAAGGCACACACAAUCACCCACUUCCUAUCUCCGCCACUGCCAUGGCUUCCACCACCGCGGCAGCCGCUUGCAUGCUAACGUCUGGCUCAUCGAUCUCUGGGUCAAUCCCCAGCCGAUCAGUCACUAACACCACCGCUGCCACUGACCUCCAUGGCCAAAACUUUUAUCUAUCCAACAACUCAAAAUCCAGUCAAUUCUACCUAGGCAAUUCUUCAAUCUCAUCUUCACAUUCAUGUCCAACAAUCAUUCUUGACCUCACUUCAAACUCAUUAUCUUCAUCAUCUCAUGUCAACAGAAUUCCCACAAACUUUCCUUCAAGAUAUCCUUCUGCAAAUCUCAACUUCAGUUCUUUGGAAUCAAACCCUCUACCAACCUCUUGGAGCAAUGGUGUCCUUAGCUAUGGAACUCAGGCUCAACAUUACAAUAAGAACCAAAUUGGUUCCUUUAGCUUUGGAAAACAACCUCAAGAAAAUCUUUAUCUAUCUCACAUGCAAAAGAAUGUUCCUACUCCAACUCAGCAAUCUCUUCCACCAGACACCAUUGCAGCUGCAACUAAAGCAAUCACAUCAGACCCAAGUUUCCAAUCUGCUUUAGCAGCGGCUCUAACGUCAAUCAUCGGCUCCGGCAAUGGCGGUGGUGGGACAGUCGGAAACCAUGGCGGAGGAGAUAAAUUUGGACCGAAUUUGAAGCUGGGUGAGUCCUUCCCAGUUGCUUCGAACUUCCCAUCAACUUCAAAUGCAAGUAAAUGCUCGUCAAGCUACUUGAACAAAUCAACUUCAGCAGCGAAUUCCCAAGCAGGAAAUUUGAUGUUUCUUCCACCUUCGUUGCCAUUUUCCACAUCCAAGAGUAAAUCUACCUCUCCUAGUGAUAACAGAGACCAUAUCAUUUGAUUGGUUUUGCUUGUAUAACAAAGAAAAUUGUGCAUGUAUUUUGCCC
Messenger RNA from Ilex paraguariensis (yerba mate), 961 nucleotides. NCBI's taxonomy places the organism in Eukaryota, Viridiplantae, Streptophyta, Magnoliopsida, Aquifoliales, Aquifoliaceae. The record is from the annotation of a GenBank genome assembly.